AUGCCUAUGCUCUACGGCGAGGGAGGACGUGCUUUUGAAAGGCUGCAAGAAGAGAUCAUGCGGAAGUCGAGGGACCAGUCGAUCAUCGCCUCGGGCUACCGACUAGCGCGGCCCUCGGAAGAGCAGAUAUAUGAGUCCAUCCCUUACACGACUGUGUAUACGGCGCUCGCGGCCUCCCCAGGGGACUGCCUUGAUUCCUCAGAUGUGAGACAGCGCGCCCCUGAGAGACCCAGCGACGCGUUUGUCAUGGCCAAGCGCGGACUGGGCAUUAAUCUCCCUACCUGUAAAGGUGUGGACGGGUACGAAUACUGUAUUUUGAACUGCGGAAUCUCCACCGGUGCACAUAAGGAGGACUACCGCCUCAUCGCGGUACCCCUGGUAUCAAUCGGGCGUCACGCUGGCGAGGCUGCGGAUACCGAUUAUGCUCGCAUGACGAUGCAGAUCCCCAUACUCGUUCCCAGGUCGACGUGGGAAGAGGUAGCAGGCAGAGCAUUCUACAUCCGACGCGCUCAGCUCAUUGGAAACAAGGCGGGUUCAAGCACAGCCCUUGCGGUCGGCAACAUCAAACUGCCUGACGAGUUCUUUCUCGCCGGGAUCUUCCCCCCUCAGAGCUACCCAUUUAUGGCAUUGGAGCUGGCCUCGACGCAAAGCACAGGUUAUGCUCGCGCCCUGUUGCACAUCGCCCGACGGGACCCGCAGAAACACGGAGUCGUCGUCUUGAUCACGAGCCAAUCGAGGCCAGAUAUCGCCGGGAAGUACCUUGACGCUGCCCAGAAACCAGCUGUGGCUGCGACUCACGUAUCUGCGGACUUCUGCAUUCUUGACUUUGCAGCUCAUCUCAUGCCAGGCCCGGUGUCUUUGGAGAAACAUGUCAUCGAAAUAAUAUCCGUACUGCUCGAUCCAGCGGCAGAGACUGCCUCUGGUGCCGUCAUGAUUGAGCUUUUGAAGCGCAAGAACAAGCCUUUCCUCGAUAUCGACCUUGUCAAGUAUGCGGCGGAUGAAAUGAUGUUGGAUGUCCUGGACGCUUCGUGA
Molecule: messenger RNA, 1032 nt
Organism: Anthostomella pinea
Lineage: Eukaryota; Fungi; Ascomycota; Sordariomycetes; Xylariales; Xylariaceae
Source: the annotation of a GenBank genome assembly